AGUUGCUGGGCGUCGUCCCCUCCCGCUCGGCCCCGCCGGAAACCCGAGCUCCGGAAGAGAGGUUCCGGGCCGGCCGGGCCUGGCGGUGGCCGAAUGGAGACCGAGACUGAGGACGAGCGAUCGGCCACACACCCCACGCUGGCCUCUUCCUGGGAUGCCGCGUGCGGGGCCCUGGGCCGGAGCCUCCGUGUCCGCCGAGCCCAGGACUCGGACUGGGAUGAGCUGCUGGCGCCGCCUUCUUCGGGCCGGGACCUGGUGAGUCUGAAAAGGAGCCGGAAGAGCCCGGAUGAAGAGCCCUGCUUCCUGUCCCUGAGCUGCGGCCCGAGUGGAGGUGAAGAAGUCGUUUCUGUUGGCAUUUUAAGUUCAGCAAGAAAUAUGGAAGUGUACUUAGGCGAGGAGUACUGUGGCACCAGUAGGGGCAGGCGUGUUGGUAAUGUGCUGGAUUCCAGCGAGCAUGGAAAGAUUAUUUUGUACAAAAAAUUUCUAAAAUUGGAGUCCGCUGCACAAGCUUGUAAAAUAAAGUUGCUCUCCUUUGGUGAAAGGCCGUGUGUGUUCGUCAGUAAAGUGGUGGCGCACGUGCGGCCCGGCCCGGCGAAGCCUCCCGCCAGCUGUCCUGCUCUGGGGUCCAGGGUGGACCUGGAGAGGGUGCACACCAUGGUGGCGGCCGUGGGGUCCACGCUGUCACCUGGAGCUCAGCAGCUGAUGAGUAUGGUCAGGCUCCAGCAGCAGCGCUGCAUUCCCCUGGGGGAGCAGCUGCAGGCGGUUUUGGGGAGCGCUGCCUGCAAGCGAGUGCUGGGCCUGCGGGCCUCGGCGCCCUCGGGAGCCUGCGACGGGCCGACCUGCGCACCUGCCCCCCUCAGAGCCGGGCUGACGUCGGGACGCGGGACUGAAGACGUGAGAGCUCCCCGGGAUGAGAGCUCACGGCCCCCCGGGGGAGGGCACCCCGCCCCCCUCGGAGGGUGGGGCAGUGCGCCCCAGAGCCAUCCUCUCCCCGGGAGGGACCUUCAGCUCGCGGCGUCCUUCUUACCAAAGGGAGCGAGUGACAGCCCCGGGGCCCCUGCCCCCGAGCUGCUGCCCAUCCUCCAGGAUGUGUGCGGUCAGGUGCGCCGUCUCCGUGGGCCACAGAGCGCCGCGUGGCCGGGACACGUCCCCGCGCCCAGCGAAGGCGGCGUUGGUUCCGGGAUGGGAGAGCCGCCCGCCUGCUCCUACUUGGAGAAGAUUCUGUCUAAGAAGCUGGAGCUGAUGGAGAGGAGACUGACGGACCACCUGGACGAGCGGCUGCGCGCCCUGCAGGAGCACAUCGACGGCAAGGUGGCGCUGCUGGCGCGCUCGCUGCAGAGCCCCGGCUCCCCGCCCCCGGGGCUGCCGCUCACACGCUGUGACUCUGGGGACGGACUCUCCAACGGAGAGAGAUAGGCGCUCCGCGGGCGCCGUGCAUGCACGUGUUUAUGGCCUAUUUAUUACAACGCAGCCCAGAGCUCAGACCAGUGUUUCUGUCAUUGGGGAUCAGCAUCCUACUUGCAUCAAGUGACCUCAGCGUUCGUUUCCCUGUGCUUGUGACGUGACCCCGUGACCCCUAAGAGCGGAUGACCUUCCCUGUGCUUGUGACGUGACCCCGUGACCCCUAAGAGCGGAUGACCUUCCCUGUGCUUGUGACGUGACCCCGUGACGUGACCCCCGGUCCUCCCCUGAGAGCGGAUGACCUUCCUGUGCUUGUGACGUGACCCCGUACCUGAGUGUGCGCGGGAUCGGGUCAGGAGUUAUUUUUGUUUGCAGAGUUGUUCGCUCUCACAGAAAUGUACACAAACUUCUGUGUUUAAGUCUUUAAAUAUUUAAGGAUUUCUAGUUCAGUUCAUUAGUGUGUAAUGUGAAUGUAUUUGAAGUAUGCACUGUUUUAUAAAAAGACCUUAUAUUUUAGGGAUAUGGGGAACAUGGUUAGACAUUUGUUUUUUCUUUUCUUAAUUGUUCGUCUCAGUAAGAAACUAGUUGUGUUUGGCAUUUGUAAAUUAGUGUCCAUUAGGGCCAUUGGUUUUCGUUCGUUCUUACUGUAGCUGCAGAAGGAAAGUACAAUCGAAAUGGCCGCUUUGUUAGAAUUAUUUAGGGUGAGUGGUUGACGCAAAACGAGAGAAUAUUGUGCUGUCCCGCCCCCCGGAAACCGCGGGGACUCCCCUUGCCGCGCCGGGCGAGGCGUGUGGCAGCUCGCCGUCAGGAAGCUAACUGUUGCGUGUGCUGACGGUGGUGUGUUUGCAUCCAAGAAUGAGUGCGGCUGCUCUGGAAACAGUCCAAUGGGAAUAAAGUGGUGACAUUCUGGA
Messenger RNA from Eptesicus fuscus (big brown bat), 2312 nucleotides. Its product is annotated as ATPase PAAT-like. The record is from RefSeq and is a predicted model, not a curated record. Lineage: Eukaryota; Metazoa; Chordata; Mammalia; Chiroptera; Vespertilionidae. The transcript is spliced from 6 exons. The coding region runs from base 94 to 1416 and encodes 440 amino acids.